This is a messenger RNA of Gekko japonicus, 2152 nucleotides long. It is a transcript of the gene CHEK2, whose product is annotated as checkpoint kinase 2. The coding region runs from base 1 to 1557 and encodes 518 amino acids. Gene Ontology annotation, biological process: mitotic DNA damage checkpoint signaling; protein phosphorylation. The record is from RefSeq and is a predicted model, not a curated record. NCBI's taxonomy places the organism in Eukaryota, Metazoa, Chordata, Lepidosauria, Squamata, Gekkonidae. Gene Ontology annotation, cellular component: nucleus; cytoplasm. Gene Ontology annotation, molecular function: protein serine/threonine kinase activity; protein binding; ATP binding. The transcript is spliced from 15 exons.
AUGUCUAGGAGCCUCACUUCUACAGCACGACUCAAGCACAGUUACCUAGUCAACGGCGGCGGCGGCGGCAGCCAGGCGGUGGGGGUCGGGGUCUCGUCCUCGUCCUCCUCGUCGUCCUCGUCGGGCACGCUGAGCUCGCUGGAGACGCUGCCGGCCCAGGAGACGCUGCCGCCCAUCGCCGAGGAGGAGCCGGACGAGCGCCCGCAGCCCUGGGGACGCCUCUUCGCCCUGCCCGCCGGCCUCGGACCCUGCGACUGCCUGAAGAAUGAGUACUGGUUUGGUAGAGACCCAAGUUGUGAAUACAGUUUUACAAGGCUGAAUGUGGCACAUACGGAGCUGUACAAACAGUACAGCAAGAAGCACUUCCGCAUCUUCAGAGAGCCUGGACCCAGAAACUCCCACGUGGCUUAUAUCGAAGACCACAGUGCCAAUGGCACAUACGUCAAUGGCCAGCGCCUUGGGAAGGGGAACAAGUUUCCCUUGACUCACAAUGCUGAAAUCGCUCUUGCUCUGCAUCAUAACAAAGUGUUUGUGUUUUCUGAUCCCAUGGUGGAUGGCCAGUUGGAGUGCCCCAGAGAGCUCAGAGAGAAAUACAUCAUCUCAAAAACUUUGGGAAGUGGUGCCUGUGGAGAGGUGAAGCUGGCAUUUGAAAAGACCACGUGUCGCAAAGUUGCUAUAAAAAUAAUAAACAAGUCGAGGUUUAUGACAGAUACUUUGCCAGAGAAUGAACGGCCUUUUAACGUGUCAACAGAAGUGGAGAUUUUGAAGAAAGUUGAUCAUCCCUGCCUGAUGAAGAUUGUUGACUUCUUUGAAGGAGAAGAUUUCUACAUUGUGUUGGAACUGAUGGAAGGAGGGGAGCUAUUCGACAGGGUUCUGCCCCCAGCAAGACUGAGCGAAGCAACCUGCAAGUUUUAUUUCUAUCAAAUGCUGUUGGCUGUGCAGUACCUUCAUGAACAUGGCAUUAUUCAUCGGGAUUUGAAGCUGGAGAACGUGCUCUUAUCAUCCCCUGAGGAAAACUGCCUUAUAAAGAUUACAGAUUUUGGACAGUCCAAGAUUCUCGGGGAAACAUCUCUCAUGCAGACCUUGUGUGGUACCCCCAAUUACCUUGCUCCUGAAGUCCUCAGUUCUGCUGGGACAGCUGGCUACGGGCGGUCUGUAGAUUGCUGGAGUUUAGGAGUCAUCCUCUUCAUGUGCCUCUCUGGUUACCCACCCUUUUCGGAUCAAAAUCCUCAGCAGCCUAUGAGAGAGCAGAUCACCCACGGCAAAUACUUCUUCUGUGCGGAUAAGUGGAAGCGUGUAUCGAAAGAGGCCUUUGACCUAGUACAGAAGUUGCUAACAGUGGAUGUUGACAAACGAUUCAAAAUAGCACAAGCCUUGGAACACCCGUGGCUUCAGGAUAAUGGUAUGAAGCAGAGAUUUCAGCAGCUCCUGACACAAAUGAAUGACUCGGUGCUUGCACCAGAAGCUCCAACUUUGCCAUCCACAAGCAGAAAACGGCGUCAUGAAAAGGAAGACACACCAAAUCCUCCUAAACGUGCCUCUCAGACUCCAAGUUGAAAAAGUGGAGCAACAUCUUUAACGGCAGCUGUAAAUUUUUCUAGAACUUUGAAAUGUAUUAUGUUUUUUCACAUCAACCACUGAUAAAUAAAGAACUGCUUGCUAAGAAUGUAGAGACUUGGUGAACUGUGGAAGGUUCCUGAUGUUCCCUGCUGUUCACGUGGGCAGAUGAACCCUUCUGUGGCUGUAACAAUGGUUUUGGAGUUCUGCUGUGCUUUUGGUUUCAUAUCUGCACCCAGUAUCCACAGAUGUUCAAGUACAAACAUUCCAACUGCCCCAUUUUUACAAGAGACUCUGCCCUUUUCUCUUUUCUAUGCACUAAUACUGGCUCAAGUCUCCUAAAGAUGUGAAUUGUUUUUAAGGGAUACCAAAAAACAAUCAUUGUUGAGCUUCCAAUUACAUAUUUUCUCAGAGAGACAAAUAAAUGGGUAUAAAAUACAUUCUUUCAAGUGCAUUUGCUGAUUUCCAACCCCACCCCCACCCCCAAACUUUCCUUACCAAAGUGCUGUGGAGUUAAUUGUAAGUUAAAUACUUGCACUGUUGGCAGCUUCCUUCUCCCAGCCCAGAAUGAUGGGGGGGGGGGGGGUGGCAGUGA